AAAUAAAAUACGAAAAAGACGAGAUGCGAGUACGAAACCUCACUUCGGUUGUUUGCAAGUCCCAUUUGUCAGCGAAUCAGUCUAUAAAUCAGUGAAAGUGUGUUUAGAAUUUAUUUCUUCUUAAUACCUCAUAAUAUUAAAAUUUUCGACAAGUGGAAAGACUUAAUGUUAACUGACCGGUCUGACAAAUAUUGUGGGGUGCUUCUAGUAUGUGGUUAUCAGUGAAAAAAAUUCCUGUAUAUCUUGUUACAAUUUUUCUGCUGCAAUUUUCAUUAUAGCCCAAAAAUGGCUUGCUAUUUGAACGAGAAUGUUUAUACACAUACUUUUACUCCUCGAGAGUAUCAAGUAGAACUACUUGACUCAUGCAAGAGAAAAAAUACUAUAGUUUGUUCCAGCACUAGCUCUUCCAAAGCCUUUUUGUUAGUGAAACUUCUGCAGGAGUUUUCCUGGCAAAUGCGAGGUGAACCUUAUAAAAAAGCUUUGCUCAUUUUGGAUCCCCAAAAUGUCCCUGUUCUGGCUUCGCAUGUAGAAUACCUUACAGACUUGAAAGUAGUUAGUUUAUGUGAAGAUAACGAGUACAAUGACAAUAUCGUCAGUGACAAUCAGGUUAUUGUAACUACAUCAGAAGUUUGUUCUAACUGUAAUUUCCUGCUGGACCUUAGCAAGUACAAUGUCCUUGUUAUAGAUAAUUGUCUCUACGGUAAUAGGCAAAACAAAAUAAAAGAAAUUAUGUCCAAAUAUGAACAAUUAAAUGAACACUUGAGGCCAAGGAUAUUAGGACUCACGACAGGACUUUUGAGCACUGAUUUGCAAUCUGAUAGACUUGAGGCAGAGCUUAGAAGGCUGGAGAAAUUGCUUAGUUCUCAUGUUGAUACAUCAAGUGAAAUAGUUACACUUAUUCGCCUCUCGUGUCAUCCCAAAGAAUGCUUAAUUACUUGUCCUAAGGAAAUAUCUUUUACUUUACAUGAAGAACUCAUUAGCUUGGUGGAAAAGUGUAGAGAAUUUUUAAGAGAACACAGAUAUGACCCCAGUGAAAUUUACGACGAGGAAUUUUUAGAAGAAUUUAAAGAUAUUCCAGAUCCCAAACAAAUUCCUUUAGAAUUGCUUACUAGUUAUCUAGACAUUUUGGAUGAUUUAGGUCCUUGGGGUGCCGACAAAGCUGCGAUCAAUAUACUUUCAAAAAUAGAGAAGCUAAAGAUAAAAACGCCAUACGAAAGACACUACCUGUUAUUAUGUAUUACUUCAACUACAUUAAUUCAUACUAGAGCGCUCUGUGAUAAUAAAUUUAAAAUUUAUGACAACGAAAUUGCAAAGCUUCAACACUUUUCUACAACCAAAGUUUUAAAAUUCAUUCAUGUGCUACGCCAAUUCAAACCAGCUGGAGAAAAACCAAAGAUUGAUGAAGAAGAAAAGUUGCAAUCAGCGAACGAUGUUCAACCCGGAGUGUUCAGAAAAGGCAAAGGAAAACCGAAACGUUUAAAUCAACGAUUGCAAAUGGACGAUAUGUUAUGCGCUCUCAUUUUUGUCCAUAACAAAUACAAGGCGAAAGCUCUUUUUGGACUACUUUGUUGUUUAUCGCAAGAAGACGAUGAUUUUUGGUGGAUAUCAGCUCUUUUCUCCGUCGAAAAAGUUGCAGAUAUUUCCAAAGAACCCAGAGAAGCAGAGCAAGAGCACAAAAUACAAGAGGAAGUUUUGAGAAAAUUUAGGUGUCAUGAAUGUAAUAUUCUAGUUGCAACUGCAGUACUGGAACAGGGCUGUGAUCUUCCGAAGUGCAAUUUGGUUGUUCGAUUUGAUUUACCUCAAACAUUCCAUAGCUACAUUCAAAGUAAAGCUCGAGCGCGAGCGUCUGAAUCCUAUUACUUACUAUUUGCUAAUGAUAACGAAGUGUAUAGUUUUGUUAGUAAGUUAGCUCAGUAUAAUGAGAUUGAAAAUACUCUUUUACGAAGGUGCCAAAGCCUAGAGCCAAGUAAAUCGGAAGAGCGUUUAGCCGAUAGUUUUUCGAACAGUUGUGCACCCUACCGCCCUGUAGAAAAAGAGGGCUUUCCAAGCGUUACUAUGUUUAAUUCAAUAUCUUUAAUUAAUCGAUACUGCGCUAAACUUCCAAGUGAUAACUUUACUAGAUUAACACCCAUUUGGCAUGAAGAGCAAGUGCAGGAUGGAUGGGUUUGCCAUAUAAGAUUACCUAUUAAUAGUCCCGUUAAACAAACAAUUUCAAGCCCUCCAAUGCCAAACCCUUUACUUUCAAGAAGAGCAGCCGCUUUCAUAUUGUGUCAGUAUCUGCACAAGGUGGGAGAACUUGAUAAUCAACUCCUGCCAAUUAGCAAAGAAAACUUUCUCCCUCUAGAUGCUGAUUGGAAUAAUACUUUAUUGGAUGAACAGUUUGACGACAAUUCGGAAGUUAGACCAGGCACAACUAAAAGAAGGCAAUAUUAUUACAAGAAGAUCGCAAAUGCGUUACUAGAUUGCCAUCCUAAAGUUCUGAUGCCUUCAUUUUUCUAUAAGAUCACCAUGACUUUAACAUGCCCUCUACCUGAGGAGCAAAAUACUCGUGGCAGAAAAAUUUAUCCUCCAGAAGAAUCCAUACAGGGAUUUGGUGUAUUGACAAGCAAGGAAAUUCCAAAAAUCAGCGCUUUUCCAAUAUUUACUCGGUCAGGCGAGGUCAGUGUAGAAUUAGUUCUUUGCUCUGACCAAAUAGUCCUAGACGAACUACAAACUCAUAAAAUUGAAGAGUUUGUAAAUUACACCUUUACAAGUGUCUUGCGUCUUCAGAAGUAUUUAAUGCUUUUCGAUCCAAAUAGUUCACAAAAAAAUUAUCUUAUCGUCCCGACAAUCGACACCCAAAAGGGAGUUGAAGUCGACUGGAAUUUCAUAGACGUGAUAUACAAAAGUCUAGAUUUUGUUCCUCAAUUAAUACCCGAUGAGGCCCGAAUUAAAUAUCAAUUCGACAUUGAAAACUAUAAAGAUGCUGUUGUAAUGCCUUGGUAUCGAAAUCAGGAUCAGCCUCAAUACUUUUACGUUGCUGAAAUAUGCUCAUUCUUGAAUCCGAAAUCCGCAUUUCCUGGUUCAGAUUACAAAUCUUUUGAGGAGUAUUAUCAUCGAAAAUAUGGAAUUCAAAUACAGAAUCUGGAUCAGUACCUGCUAGAUGUCGAUCAUACUUCCGCCCGCUUAAAUUUUUUAACGCCACGAUAUGUGAACAGGAAAGGCGUAGCUUUGCCAACGAGCAGUGAGGAGACCAAACGUGCCAAGAGGGAAAAUCUGGAACAGAAGCAGAUUUUAGUACCAGAAUUGUGUGCAAUUCACCCAUUUCCAGCGUCUUUGUGGCGAAAAGCUGUGGCUUUACCCUGUAUACUUUACAGAGUUAAUGCGCUUUUGCUGGCCGACCAAAUACGAACCACUGUAGCUAUCGAUCUUGGCUUAGGCCGGAUUCAUCUGGAUGAAGAUUUCAAAUGGCCUGCAUUAAAUUUCGGAUGGAAUUUGUCUGAUGUAUUAAGAAAAUCCAAAGAGGAGGAAAUGCGUAAGCAGGAAGAGUUAACCAUUCUACAAGAAAAAGCUGAAGCAAAGCUAGAUGCGCUAAAAAUCACUGAAAUUCACCUUGGUAACCAUGAAGAACCAAUAGAUUGUGGGGAAUCCUUAAAUUCUGGCGAUUCGGUGAAUGAUGGUCAUGAUGAAGAAAACUGGGGCCUCGAAAUUGGCACAUGGUCAAACGAUAUGGCUGUUGGUGAAACUGUCUCAAAUGGAAUAAUUAGAUAUGGCUCACCAACAAGUUGCUACCCAAACGGAGCAUGGGAGGAUGAUUUUUCAGACAUGUCUGAUGACAAUUCGCAAAUAGAAUCUGAGGAUUCAGGUCAUGAAUGGGGGGGUUUAAGAAUCGAAUUCACGGGUGAUCAUCAGGCUGAGGCCUUGGACGAUGAAGAUGCCAAAGAUGGGUCAUUUUGCCUUGUUGAUGAUACAAAUGCAUGGAGCAUUGCUGACAACAGUUCGGAAACUGAUGAAUUAAGAUCGAAAUUUAAUGAAGCGUGUGCAAAGAACAGGGAACACAUUUUGUCUAGUGGAAUCCUUUUGAAGGGAGAUGAUAACUUUUAUAAAGAUUCUGGGGAAACCAUUAGGCAUAUUGACGCGUUAGCAGGGCAAAUGGAAAAUUUUGAUAUUCGCAAAUUAUACAUUGAAAAUGUGACUUUGGAACGAAUAGCUGACGUUCCUUCGGGGGCCUUCAUUAAUGAAUAUGAAACGUAUGACGAGCUUACGUUCAGCUUCGAUAUGCAGCCCGAUCUAAAAAGUCACCCAGGGCCAAGUCCUAAUGUUUUACUUCAGGCUCUCACUAUGUCCAAUGCCAAUGACGGUAUUAAUCUUGAAAGGCUCGAAACCAUAGGCGAUUCAUUCUUGAAAUAUGCAAUUACAAACUACUUGUAUUCGAAAUAUGAAGAUGUGCAUGAAGGAAAGUUAAGCCACUUGAGAUCAAAACAAGUCAGUAAUCUAAACUUGUACAAAUUAGGCAAAAGGCGAAGUUUAGGGCACUAUAUGAUAGCAACAAAAUUCGAUCCUCAUGACAAUUGGCUUCCACCGUGCUUCUAUGUUCCCAAACAGCUGGAAGAUGCACUUAUAGACGCUCAGUUUCCGGCUAACUGCUGGACUGUCGCCGAUAUGGCUGCUACUAGAAAUAUGACUAUUGAAGAAAUUUGCUUAAUGGUGCGGGAGCGAAGUGUAAACACACUUCCGAGUAUCAUUCCGUACAACUUAGUCACCCAACAUAGCAUUCCGGACAAAAGCAUUGCCGAUUGUGUGGAAGCUUUAAUCGGAGCUUAUCUCAUUGAGUGCGGGCCUAGAGGGGCAUUGCUCUUUAUGGCAUGGCUUGGAAUUCGUGUUUUGCCGAAAAAUGAAAAUGGCACAUACGGAGAGGUGGAUAUUCCAAAGUCGCCUUUGAUACGGCACCUUCCCAAUGCCGAUGAAGAACUGGGACGACUUUUGGAUGGUUAUGAUGACUUUGAAGCGCACAUCGGAUACAAGUUUCGAGACCGAUCCUAUUUAUUACAGGCCAUGACUCACGCGUCUUACAGUCCGAAUCAACUCACGGAUUGCUAUCAAAGACUGGAAUUCCUGGGAGACGCGGUAUUGGAUUAUUUAAUCACCAGACACUUGUAUGAAGAUCCAAGAAUGCACUCUCCUGGGGCUUUGACCGAUUUGCGAUCCGCCUUAGUCAAUAACACUAUAUUUGCGGCCCUUGCAGUGCGACACGGAUUUCAUAAAUAUUUCCGACAUCUCUCUCCAGGCCUGAAUGAUGUCGUUGAACGAUUUAUUCGAUUACAAGAGGAAAGUGGGCAUACAAUUUUGGACGAGCUCUAUUUAAUUGUGGAAACAGAGUGUGAGGAGGUUGAAGAUGUUGAAGUUCCAAAAGCUCUAGGAGAUGUUUUCGAAUCAGUAGCCGGAGCAGUGUUUCUGGACUCCGGUAUGUCUCUAGACAGCGUUUGGAAGGUAUAUUAUCGCAUGAUGAAGUCGGAAAUAGAGCAAUUCUCAAAUCGGGUUCCAAAAUCUCCCAUUCGAGAGCUAUUAGAGCUUGAGCCUGAAACUGCGAAAUUUGGACGCCCGGAGAAACUAGCUGAUGGCAGAAGAGUCAGAGUAACAGUGGAGGUAUUUGGUAAAGGCUUAUUCAAAGGAAUAGGACGCAAUUAUAGAAUCGCUAAAUGUACAGCCGCCAAAUGCGCCCUAAAGCAUCUUAAGAAAAGAGCUAUGUUAAGACAAAACAGAUCAGAUAUUUAAGAUAAGAUACGUUUUUGAUUCCAAAACAAAUUGUGAGAAUAUUAAUUACUUUGAAGAGUCCUUUUGUGUCGUCUUAACAUUAUUGAACUGAUAAGAUCUUACACUAUUCGCCUUUUUUUAUUUAUUUAACACAUUAGUAUCACUAAAACGUUCUAGUCAAUUUGUUCAUUGUCGCCACUUAAAUUAAUUGAAUUUAAUUAGGAUUCUAGAUGCUCAAAACCCAACAAUAUGUUGCAACCAACGCAUCCGAAUUCAUGUAUAAAUACAUUUAAUCAAUAUUUGGUGAAACAGUAAAUUUGUUUUCUCAGUUUAUCAGGUGGUUGAAAAAAUUCAAAUGAAACCUCCUGGUAACGAAUAGAUAAACCAUUGUUUUAACAUGUAUGUGUAGUUUAUGUAAUUUAUAAUAGCAUGCAACGUGUUCGAUAUUAUACGAAAUUUUUUUCAUUGUCUAAGAGAAACUAGCAAAUUAUAAGACAUGUAUCAAGAAAAUUAGUCACGUAUAUUGUAUAGCAACUAUCUACCUUAGAAAAUAGGUAAUUUUUUCAUUGUAAGGUCAAAAUAUGGCCUUUUUUCAUAGUGUAUCAAUCUUUUUACGCGUGGAUAUGAAUCUGCCCAUCAACAGCAACACUUUUUACUCGUAAAUCGCUUUUUAUAUUUUAAAAUCCUUGACAUGCAAAGCUAAUUUCGUAACUAAUGAAGAGUCACUAGUUACUUUCUCAAACAUUUUUAACAGAAUUAAUGUUAUUUUUAGGAAAACAUACUUCGAGUAUAGGGGUACAAAGGCUGUGAAAAUUAGAUAUUCAAUGGCGGCGUUUAGGAUCGAGUUUUUUUCUUGUACGCUCUAGACUUAGAGCUCUCUUCUCUAUAUGCAAUAAACAACCAAAGGAGUAUUUACUAGUUGGGAACGCUCCAGAAGCAUGUAAAUAGCAGACAGCUCGGCUUGCGCUAUUUUGAUUUACUUGGUUUUUUUCUGUUUUGUUUUAUAAUAAAAACAGCAUUUGAUCUUCAAGGGUUUAACAUUUUUAGUGAUCAUGUAUUCGCUUUGUAUGUUCCUGACUAUAAACAAUAAACGUUUUUUAUUUUUA
Dendroctonus ponderosae (mountain pine beetle) is the source of this 6839-nucleotide messenger RNA. RefSeq names its product endoribonuclease Dcr-1. Gene Ontology annotation, molecular function: deoxyribonuclease I activity; RNA binding; ribonuclease III activity. The transcript is spliced from 11 exons. Gene Ontology annotation, biological process: siRNA processing; pre-miRNA processing; apoptotic DNA fragmentation. Lineage: Eukaryota; Metazoa; Arthropoda; Insecta; Coleoptera; Curculionidae. The coding region runs from base 286 to 5754 and encodes 1822 amino acids. The record is from RefSeq and is a predicted model, not a curated record. Gene Ontology annotation, cellular component: nucleus; RISC complex; cytoplasm.